Molecule: messenger RNA, 1164 nt
Organism: Sphaerulina musiva SO2202
Lineage: Eukaryota; Fungi; Ascomycota; Dothideomycetes; Mycosphaerellales; Mycosphaerellaceae
Exons: 2
Coding region: 100-1164 (354 amino acids)
Biological process (GO): meiotic DNA recombinase assembly; reciprocal meiotic recombination
Cellular component (GO): replication fork; Rad51B-Rad51C-Rad51D-XRCC2 complex; Rad51C-XRCC3 complex
Molecular function (GO): crossover junction DNA endonuclease activity; four-way junction DNA binding
Source: RefSeq, a predicted model, not a curated record
CGACUCGCCACGCAGUCUGCAGCGGAAGCUCUGCAAGACAUUGGGUCAAAUGGCACCUCGGCCAUUUCGAGCGGAAUCACAUAUCUCGAUCACGCCUUGAUGGGGAAUCACCUGAAUUCGAACCCGAACCCUUCCAUCGGUGCUGCUGGUUUCGAGCGCGGUAAGAUUGCGGAGAUUUGGGGUCCUACAGGCGCGGGGAAGACGGCGAUUGCUUUUCAAGCUGCCGUGGAGGCCAUUAAGGCGGGAGGGAGAGUCGCUUGGAUUGAUUGUGCCACGCCCCUGAGUGCACCGAAACUGAGAAUUCUCACUCGCAAGGGAUUAUUGCCCACCGACAAAUCCGAAGAACAACCUAUCCUUCGCGAGUCCUUUCAAUACCUCUCCGCCCCAACAUUUUCGCAUUUGCUUGCUCUCAUUCUCCAUCCUCCGCCAUCAUUCCCGCCCCCAACCACGACACUGCUCGUCCUGGACGGACUAGAAGCGCUCCUGAAUGUAGAUUAUCCGCGCAUGCCAUAUGGACCAGGCCAGCGAACCGAGCAGCAAAAGUGGCACGCAGGUCGAAGAUAUGCCAUUUUGGGCACCUUCGUGACCGCCCUAAGCAAACUUGCGCUUCUGCGCCACAUGGCCAUCAUUGUCACGACGGGAUGUGCCUCCAAAAUGCGAGCCGACGAUGGCCUCGCAGCAGCCAUCGGCCCUGGACUCGGCGGAGCCGAAUGGGAAACCGUCAUCUGGUCGCGAAUGGUCGUGUUUCGCGAUUUCGCGGGGAAGAGGUUCGCAGGCGUACAAAAAUGUCUGGGCCGGAAUUUGAUGCCUCUCGAUCCUACAUCGGAUGUUAGAAACGCUAUUGGAUUCGAGAUUACAGAGGAGGACGAAGGGAGCUUUCUACGACCGCAAUAUACCGCAACGGUGGAUUUGACGAGUAGCUCAUCAUCGCCUGUGGUUGUUACGCAGCCGAAGAACACGCAUUCGAGUCCGGUGAAUUCGGCUCGUAAACGGGUUUAUGAGGAAAUUGCAGACUCGGAUGAAGAUGCUGAUGAAUAUGGCUGGGAAGAGGCGGAUGAGAGUGCCAUCAUUGCUGCCAAAGAGCUUGCUCCCACGACGACGACGACGACGGACACGGCAGAAGAGGCGACCAAGUCCACUACUACUGGACCUGAACCGACCUGA